This is a messenger RNA of Trichomycterus rosablanca, 4131 nucleotides long. It is a transcript of the gene ppp4r3a, whose product is annotated as SMEK homolog 1, suppressor of mek1 (Dictyostelium). Gene Ontology annotation, biological process: DNA damage response; protein dephosphorylation. The transcript is spliced from 15 exons. Gene Ontology annotation, cellular component: protein phosphatase 4 complex; nucleoplasm. Gene Ontology annotation, molecular function: protein phosphatase activator activity. Bases 759 to 3182 code for a protein of 807 amino acids. Lineage: Eukaryota; Metazoa; Chordata; Actinopteri; Siluriformes; Trichomycteridae. The record is from RefSeq and is a predicted model, not a curated record.
GGCUGAACACUUACAGUUGGGCUAAUCGGUACUCUCGGUACAGACUUUACAAAUUUGAUGGUAACCGGCGCUUAUAUAAGAUAAUAAUUGUACCGGAAAGUAGGACGAGUUGAAUUAUUGGAGCGGUUCGGUUCAGUAAUGUGGGUGUGCGUGUGAGGAGAGACACUCAGCCCCGAUACAGCCCGCAGCCAGAACAUGGCGGAACACUGGCACAACACUGAGCUUUGCUGCUAAGCUAAUGUAGUUGAGCAUGAAAACAUUGGUCUGAGUUUAACAUUUCACAAACACAACUGGGCCUUAAUGGGCCAGUGAUGCUAUCGGGUUGUUUAUAUAUAUUUUCUUUAUUUUUUUUACACUGGGUUAGGUUUAAAGUGAAGUCAGAAUGUUAAAGACGAGCAGAUAGCCUGCGUUAGGCUAGGACGGCUAGUUAGCUUGGCUAACUAGUACUGUUUGGCUCCAUUUAGCUGUAGCACAGAGCUAAUCUGAAAGGGCAUCUAAAAUAUUUUUUUUUCCCUAAUUUGUUUUGUGUGGGGUUUUUAAAUAUCAAUUUGCAAAGUAACUCGGUCACCAGUGUCGGAAUUAAUAUUGCAGGACUAUGUUGUGGAUAAAUGUGAACACACAGCUUUACGCCGAGACGUCAGGAAUGACAACAGGUAGCCGUUAAGUGUCCAGUCUACAAUUAUCUGUUCAGCGGGUCUAACACGGGAUUCUGGAAAUAAUAUUACCACAGCAAAAGUCAGACUAAAUUCAGAUCCAGGAUGACUGACACUCGGAGACGGGUGAAGGUCUACACCCUGAAUGAGGACCGACAGUGGGAUGAUCGAGGUACAGGACAUGUAUCAUCUGGAUAUGUAGAGCGACUCAAAGGCAUGUCUCUGCUGGUGCGUGCUGAAAGUGAUGGGUCUUUAUUGCUCGAGUCCAAAAUUAACCCCAACACGGCUUAUCAAAAGCAACAGGACACAUUGAUUGUCUGGUCAGAAGCUGAAAACUAUGACCUGGCCCUCAGUUUUCAGGAGAAAGCUGGGUGUGAUGAGAUUUGGGAGAAAAUUUGUCAGGUUCAGGGCAAGGACCCGUCGGUGGAUAUAACCCAGGAGAUAAUAGAUGAGUCAGAGGAGGAGCGGUUUGAGGACAUGUCCUCACCAGGCCUGGAGCUUCCACCAUGCGAGCUUUCACGGCUGGAAGAGGUGGCCGAGAUGGUGGCAUCAUCACUGCCGUCACCACUGCGGCGCGAAAAACUAGCGCUGGCGCUGGAAAACGAGGGCUACAUCCGCAAGCUGCUGGAGCUGUUCCGAGUUUGUGAGGACCUGGAAAACCGGGAGGGUCUGCACCACCUGUACGAUAUUGUCAAGGGGAUUUUCCUGCUGAACCGCACAGCACUUUUUGAAGUCAUGUUUUCAGACGAGUGCAUCAUGGAUGUGAUUGGGUGCCUGGAGUUUGACCCAGCACUUCCACAGCCACGACGCCACCGCGAGUUCCUCACCACCACGGCACGCUUCAAGGAGGUCAUACCCAUUACGGACCCUGAGCUGCGGCAGAAGAUACACCAGACCUAUCGUGUGCAGUACAUACAGGACAUGGUGCUUCCAACGCCCUCUGUGUUUGAGGAGAACAUGCUGUCCACCUUGCACUCAUUCAUCUUUUUCAACAAGGUGGAGAUUGUCGGCAUGCUCCAGGAUGAUGAGAAGUUUUUAACUGAGCUUUUUGCGCAGUUAACAGAUGAAGCCACAGAUGAUGACAAAAGACAAGAAUUGGUAAAUUUUCUGAAGGAGUUUUGCGCGUUCUCACAGACUCUACAACCACAAAACAGAGAUGCAUUUUUCAAAACGCUUUCCAACAUUGGAAUUCUACCAGCAUUGGAAGUUAUACUGGGUAUGGAUGAUGUGCACGUGCGGGGAGCAGCCACGGAUAUCUUCUCUUACCUGGUGGAAUACAACCCCUCUAUGGUGCGCGAGUUUGUCAUGCAGGAGUCGCAACAGAAUGAUGAUGAUAUCCUGUUAAUUAAUCUGAUCAUUGAGCACAUGAUCUGUGAUACAGACCCUGAGCUUGGGGGAGCUGUGCAGCUGAUGGGGCUGCUCAGGACACUGGUGGACCCUGAAAACAUGUUAGCGACUGCUAAUAAAACCGAGAAGUCUGAGUUCUUAAGUUUUUUCUACAAGCACUGCAUGCAUGUGCUCUCAGCCCCACUGCUGGCUAAUACCACUGAGGAGAAACCCGGCAAAGAUGAUUUCCAGACGUGCCAGCUACUGGCGCUGAUCGUGGAGCUUCUCACCUUCUGUGUGGAACAUCACACGUAUCACAUAAAGAACUACAUCAUCAACAAAGACAUUCUGCGCAGAGUGCUGGUACUCACCGCAUCCCAACAUGCAUUUCUAGCUCUAUGUUCUUUACGAUUCAUGAGGAAAAUCAUCGGCCUUAAGGAUGAGUUCUACAAUCGCUACAUAAUGAGGAACUUUCUGUUUGAGCCAGUGGUCAAAGCAUUCCUCAGCAACGGUUCCAGAUACAACCUCAUCAACUCAGCCAUAAUAGAGAUGUUUGAAUAUGUUCGUGUGGAUGUGAAGUCAUUGACGGCUCAUAUCAUGGAGAACUACUGGAAGGCCCUGGAGGAUGUCGAUUAUGUUCAGACAUUUAAGGGUCUUAAGCUUCGGUAUGAGCAGCAGAGAGAAAGGCAGGACAACCCUAAACUUGACAGCAUGCGGUCAAUACUGCGGAACCACCGUUUCCGGCGAGACGCACGAACGUUAGAGGAUGAGGAGGAGAUGUGGUUUAAUGAUGAAGAGGACCUGGAGGAUGGUGAAGCAGUGGUGCCGCCAUCAGACAAAAUGAAGAAUGAUGAGGAUCUGAUGGAUCCUAUCAGCAAGUUUAUGGAAAGAAAAAAGUUGAAAGAGUCAGAGGACAAAGAAGUGUUAUCGGGGAAGUCUGGGCGACAAAGCCCCAGUUUUAAACUGUCCUUCGCCAGCUCAACCAAGCCCAGUCUCUCAUCACCCACCACGGCCUCACUGCACACUGGCUCUCCAGGCUCGGGGUCCAGGAACUCUCCACCCACGGCAGCUGUCACUACUAAGGGUGGUUUGGUGGGGCUGGUGGACUAUCCCGACGAUGAUGAAGAUGACGAAGACGAAGAAGAUUCAGACAGUAAAGAGGAGAGUCCCCCACUGUCCAAGAAAUCAAAGCUCAGCUCCUAAAGCACUCCCUGCCCAGUCGCCAUGGUAAAGCUCGGAGGGAGCCUUAUCCACAGACUCAUCAGAGCGUCCAGUCUAGAACUUCAAAUCCAACCAAUAUGAAUGAUUACACAAAUGAACGGAUAAAAGAAUAAACGCUGCCCCCAAACCCCUACCGGAGUCCGAGGGGAUGCCAUGUGGAACAUGAGAAAGGGAGAGCAAGAAAGAGGGAAGGAGAAUCGUCUCGGAGCGUCUCCAAACAAAGGAUUCAAGUGCCAAUCGGAGACAGCGAGAAAGACUUAAGUGGAAAGAGAGCGAAGACUAGAAGAUAAAACUGUGGACUAAUGAUAAGGAUUCCAAACAAAAUUUCAACAAAGCUAAAAGUACUAGGGGGUUAAGACAUUACACAGACAACACACACUCAGAGACUGGUGCCCCACAGAGCAUCCCAGGCUCGGACCAGGACACACUGCCCCCCCUCUCAGGGAAGGACGUCACAUGACCCGAAUGGGCCAGCCAAUCCUGAACUACCACUCACCUUCGCUGACUCCCAUGUCCAUUUCUUUCUCUCUUUCCUCUGUCUCUUUUAUCUGCCCCCUUUUGUUCUUUCGCUUUUUUUUUUUUGUUCUUGUUAACGGAGCCUGCCAGUAGACCCGGGGGCAGAGCGGUCUUGAGUUGUCAUUGUUGAUGUCAUCUUUGUCCUUGUGGCUCAGCGGAAGUUCUUCCUCUUUCAAAGCCAGCGGUUUCCUCCUUAUUUUCUCGUUCUGUUCUUCUCUUCCUCUCCCUUUUUUUAAAACGAAAAAAAAAGAGACCUGCCUUUAAAUGUUCAGGACGUUUUCAGUCGCACUUGAACAGGUUUUUAAAACCUCAUUAGGGGGAAGAGUUAGUUUUACCCUUUUUUUGCCCUUUGAAACUGCAGAUUUUUUUGGAAAAUUUGUAAGCCCGUCUUGAUUAAAGAUUGAGUGGAACUCUA